This is a messenger RNA of Platichthys flesus (European flounder), 3780 nucleotides long. RefSeq names its product TUB bipartite transcription factor (gene tub). Gene Ontology annotation, cellular component: cilium. The record is from RefSeq and is a predicted model, not a curated record. Bases 355 to 1845 code for a protein of 496 amino acids. NCBI's taxonomy places the organism in Eukaryota, Metazoa, Chordata, Actinopteri, Pleuronectiformes, Pleuronectidae. Gene Ontology annotation, biological process: protein localization to cilium. The transcript has 12 exons.
GCAGAGCAGGAGCAGAGGCGGUGGAUGGGAGAAGAGGAGAGGAGAGAGAGGAGCGCACACAUGGAAGAGAGGAGAACGGCUGUUUCAUGAGCUCGGCGUGCAUGACGGAGGAGUGCGGUCGGUCUGUCUGGAUUGUUGGGCAUCUCCGGCCCCACAGCUACAGAGGACGUACACGAAGAAGCACGGGCAGGCUGGGGGGGGGUGGGGAUUUAGGGCUGUGUGCAGAGGAUGAGCAGGCGAUGUGGGCUCUCUGGCUGUGAUCGCUGUCCUCAGACCCCCGUAUAGCUUCUCACACUGGUGCCGUUGCAGGCCAUUAGCCUCCCAGUUAAGGCAACAGUGAGUGAUUGAUACAGAAUGAGCUCCAAGCUGUCCUCCGACUGGAUUCCCUACAGCACUUUAGACGAUGAGGGCACCAACCUCCGGCAGCAGAAACUGGACAGACAGCGAGCGCUCCUGGAACAGAAGCAGAAGAAGAAGAGGCAGGAGCCUCUGAUGGUCCAGUCCAACGUGGACGGGAGGUCUCGCACUCGCCGCACCAAACAAAGCGAGGAGCAGGCUCCGCUGGUGGAGUCCUACCUCAGCAGCAACAGCAGCACCAUCUACCAUGUGCAAGAGGCUGAACAGGAGGAGGUGAAGGUGAUGGCAGACCCGCAGCCGCCUCGCUCGGCCAAAAAAGGCAAGGCAUCGGCCAGCUCCACUCCGCAGACGGGCAGCGACAAGAAGGAGAGAAAGGGAAAGCACAAAGCAAGCGAUGGCCUGGCGUCCCAGAUGGACGACGCUCAGGUCCAGAUCCUGACAGUGGGCCACUCGGCUGCGGAGGACACAGACGGAGAGCCGGUGAUGAGCUGCACUCAGUCGCAGAGUAAACAGGACCUGCGCGUCACGAUGCUGAAGAAAGGCAUAUCCAGCAGUAUGAAUUUCGAUGAAGAGGAGGACGAUGAAGAUGAAAUCAGCUCCAGUUCCUCGCAGCUCAACAGCAACACCAGACCAGGCUCUGCCACUAGCAGGAAGUCGUGCAAGGAGGUGGCCUCAGCACCCACUCCUCCCGUCAGCGAGCCUCCAAUCGAUGUCGACGACCUUGAGGAGUUUUCUCUGCGACCUGCACCCCAGGGGGUCCGAGUGAAGUGCAGAAUCACCAGAGACAAGAAGGGCAUGGACAGAGGCAUGUAUCCCACCUACUACCUGCAUCUGGAGAGGGAGGACGGCAAGAAGGUGUUUCUUCUAGCUGGCCGGAAGAGGAAAAAGAGUAAGACGUCUAAUUACCUCAUCUCCAUCGACCCCACUGAUCUGUCCAGAGGUGGAGAGAGCUUCAUCGGUAAACUGAGGUCUAACCUCAUGGGAACCAAGUUUACCGUAUACGACAGCGGUCUGAACCCGAUGAAGAGCACCACCAGUCUGGAAGCGAGUAAUCUGCGUCAAGAGCUCGCAGCCAUUUGCUAUGAAACCAAUGUCUUAGGAUUCAAAGGACCUCGCAAAAUGAGCGUCAUCAUUCCUGGAAUGAACAUGGACCAUGAGAGAGUUUCUAUUCGCCCACGAAAUGACCACGAGUCCCUGCUGGCCAGGUGGCAGAACAAGAACACAGAGAGCGUGAUUGAACUCCACAACAAGACGCCAGUGUGGAACGACGACACACAAUCCUACGUGCUCAACUUCCAUGGCAGAGUCACUCAGGCCUCCGUCAAGAAUUUCCAAAUCAUUCACGACAAUGACCCCGACUAUAUUGUGAUGCAGUUUGGCCGCGUGGCAGAAGACGUCUUCACCAUGGACUAUAACUACCCCAUGUGUGCCCUGCAAGCCUUUGCCAUCGCCCUCUCCAGCUUCGACAGCAAGUUAGCCUGUGAAUAGAUCCCCGCCCGACGUCCGGAGGAAACUGCUCCAUCUGUGCUCUAAACAAGGGCUGUUGAUGUCUCCCUGGGCUGGGAGCGGAUCCCUGAGAUCUUCAGACCGCCCCAGUGUGUUGGAAGUCCUGCAUUUCCCCAAAUGCCUCACGGGACUCAAGUUGCGUAUGUCUGUGUGCGUGUGUCUGUGUGUGUGUGUGUGGGUGUGUGUAUAUGUGGGUGUGUUGGUUGGGGGUUGGGGGGUUGGUAAGGGGGCAGACAGAAUGGUCUCGGCCAGUGGAAGAAGACAAGCACAAAGAGAAUUCCACUUGCAAAAUCAAAUCCAGUUGUUUUGAUAACUAUAGUCAUUUUGUACUGUAACUGCAUUAUAAAAAAAACAGAAACUGUUCUUCAUGUAGUAGUGAGAGAAACCUAACAUUUCGUCAUCUGUAAAUUAUCACUAACAGCUGCACAUCUGUAUGUUUUAAAAGUUGACUGGGUUUUAUGUUGUUUGCCACACGGGAAAAAAAACAAAAACUUCCUCAAGCAUGAAAACUGAUCACAUAGUUACUCAAUUGCAAAAAGAACAUGCAUGUCACGAUAUUUAUUUUGUUAUUUAUGUAUUUAUUACAUGUUCAUUUUAAGUUGUGUCGUCAUUUGCAUCUGCAGUAUUGGCUCCACGGAGCUGCAAGCACAUAAAUUAACGUCUCACAAAGUGAUAUCUCUUGUAUCCGCACAUAACAAUUAGGGACUUUGGACAUGAACAGGGCAGAGGUCACACUGUGCUGAGCAGCAUAUAGGAGAUUGUGCCAGUGUCAUGUAUGUGAUUGUAUGGGACGACGGUGCACUUUACUUUGAGGUCUGUUGUGGAUGAGAUUUAACUGUACAUACAUUAUUGUGCCUUUGAAGACUAAUUCCAGUGUUACGCUGCAGCCGUGAACUCAGCUGAGCUCGAUCUGGUCUCUGCGAUGCUUUCUUCUCCGAAACAUGCAAAGAUGUUUCUCAGUAGCUAGUUUAAAUCAAGACUCCUUUUGCGAAAAAUCCAUUCAGACUGAUUAAAUAUUGAGGGGUUGAAAAACACUCCAGAAAAUGAUGAUCCUAAGUGCACGUCACCUUUGUGAUUGACCGUGAAUAUUUAAAUUAUAUUUUCCGCCCUCAGCACAGAUUUAAGAAGUGAUGAAUCAUUUUCAUUGAGCACACACACAUCUCAGUUGUUAUUUGCUUUAUUUUCUCCCCUGUAGUGGAGCUUGGUACAUUCCUGGCAGUAAGUUCUUAUCACCCGUUUAUGGCUGUUCACAUUUUUACUUUUUACACAUAUUAUUCCUGUUUGCUCCUCACAGGGGCAGUAUAAUUUCUCAAAUAUAUGAUGGUAUUUUGAAUUCUAUGACGGUUAGGAGGGGAAAAAAAGAAGAUGAUGAAUGAAGGCAAAGAACAAUCUCUGAUACCGGUCUUGUUACUGUGGUUUAUGAGGAAAUCUUUAUCAAAUGUGUUAUUCUUGUACUCAGCUGUGUUCUAACUAUUUUAAAUUUCUAUUUUAAAAUCGUUAAUACUCUUGCUGUAAAGUCUGCUUUUCAUACACGUGUCCAGGAGCCCAACGUUCGCUCAUUUUCUGUUUUUAGUGCUUUCGUUGUAAUGUACAGUGAAUGGUGUACAAUCUACUGUGGUGGUAUAGACACAGUUAUUUGAUCAUGGCAAAAAAAAUUAAACUUGAGUAAAUCAAAACAUGUGUUCUGUUCUUUCCGAGACAAACUGAAAGAAAGGAAGUAGUGAUCAGGGGGACAGGGACGGGGACUCAUAACCUAUACUGUGGCCAGCCACAAGGGGGCAAUCGAGAAACUUGAGCCUCAAUUUUAUUUUCUCUGUUUUCUGUUGUUCAUUUUCGUCCAAUCAGAGAGAGGCCCUUUGACCAUAGGGUUAAUGAAGUCACAUGCAGAAGAGGUGACAUUUUACUUUAAACAUAUCA